This is a messenger RNA of Rhinichthys klamathensis goyatoka, 1051 nucleotides long. RefSeq lists its product as uncharacterized. The transcript has 4 exons. NCBI's taxonomy places the organism in Eukaryota, Metazoa, Chordata, Actinopteri, Cypriniformes, Leuciscidae. The coding region runs from base 77 to 1051 and encodes 324 amino acids. The record is from RefSeq and is a predicted model, not a curated record.
GCGUGUUGUAGACAGAAGGAAAGUCAUCGCACUUUACCUUUUGCUCAGAAAGUUUCGUCGAAGGACGCAACGGAGAAUGUGGGUUCAUCCGAUCAAUAUGCGCAGAAGACAGUUUGGUGCUUUCCAUCAUCUUGUUGCGGAACUGCGCCUGGAUAGCGACCGUCAUCUAAAGUAUUUUCGCAUGAGUGCUGAGCAAAUGGACGAGCUUCUUUCUGUUGUUGGACCUGAGCUCACAAGACAGUCCACGAAUUAUCGAGCAGCCAUAGAACCCAAACAGCGACUUGCAAUUACACUGAGAUUCCUUGGAACUGGGGAAAGCUUCACCAGCCUUGCCCUUCAAUAUCGUCUUGGGACAAGCACUGUUGCUGGGAGUGUGCAUAUGACUUGCAGGACAAUUGAGAGGAAAAUGAUGGCAACGCAGUUUCCAAAGCCAGCAGAAGACAUGUGGAGAAUCAUCGCCUCCAAAUUUUGGUCUAAAUGGAACUUUCCAAACUGCAUCGGUGCCAUUGAUGGCAAACAUGUCAACAUAGUUGCACCUGCACAAUCUGGGAGUUUGUUCUUCAAUUACAAGAAGACAUUCUCUAUUGUUCUGCUUGCACUGGUAGAUGCAGACUACAAAUUUACAUUCGUCCAAGUGGGAGACUUUGGACGAGCCAGUGAUGGUGGAGUUUAUCAAAACUCAUCUCUCGGAAGAGGCAUUGAAGCAAAAACGUUGUCUCUGCCAGCAGAUAAGCCUUUACCAGGAUCUGGUGCUCAGGGUCCCAUGCCAUAUACCAUGGUUGCAGAUGCAGCAUUCCCCUUGAAGACCUAUAUCAUGCGACCAUUUCCAGGGAACAACAUUCCAAGAUGGAGGCGCAUUUUCAAUUACAGGCUGUCUCGAGCCAGGAUGGUAGUUGAGUGUGCCUUUGACAAAUGUGCUGUAAAUAAGAUUGUGAAGCGCAGCAACAAGCUCCGGCACGAAGGCACGGUCACUGGUGAAUUCAUCAGAGUAAAGCCGCAGAAUGGGAACCGCUGUGUUGAGAUGGCAGUAUGUGGGGUUCAGCGCCUGUAA